CGGAACCAGAAAUGAGGUUCUUGAUAACCUCACUGCUUUUUGCGAUUUGCUUGUUGAUAAAGUUUUUCCGAAUCACAUCAAGGAAUUCAAAGAUUAUGCUAAUAUGUACUACAAAAUAAAGAAAAACAAAGUCAAUCUCUCAGAAGAUUCCAUUUGCGCCAAAGCUUUUGUUCUUUUACAGUCACUGCUGCCACGCUCUCGACUAGCUCAUAAUAAGACUAAUGCAAAAAAGGCUUUAUUCUAUCAAAGAGUCACUAGACAGUUUUAUGGUUGUUUGCGCAACUGAAACGGAAUAUAAACAAAUGUAUGAUUGCAAAGUCCAGGCAGAAUCAUCUAUUGCCCCCUUCAUAUCAUUAAUUGGAACCCUAGAUGAGCCACAAUCAUUCAUGAUUGACUUUGACAACAUCAUUUACAAAGUUUUCAACUUCGCGAAAGCUGUGGAUAUAUGUUUUAAAGCAUACAAUGUUUUUAAUAUGGCCUACGCCGAGCCAUGCGCUGCAAUGUGGGACUUCAUUAACAGACAAUUCUAUCAGUUAACUAUCAACGCCAAGCCCAAGCCAGGAAUAGAGGCACUGCUUAAUGAAAUUAAAAUCGCAAAAGAAACAAACCUAGAAGAAGAUACGAAUCUGCCGAGCACCUCUACAUUUUGUUAAAUACACUAAAAUUUACGAUAAAAAUAUAAUAAAACCCACCAUGCAAAACAUGAGAAAUAGGCAACAAUCGUCAAUGUCAACAAAUUCGCGACUCG
Rhagoletis pomonella (apple maggot) is the source of this 748-nucleotide messenger RNA. RefSeq lists its product as uncharacterized. The transcript has 3 exons. The record is from RefSeq and is a predicted model, not a curated record. NCBI's taxonomy places the organism in Eukaryota, Metazoa, Arthropoda, Insecta, Diptera, Tephritidae. Bases 222 to 653 code for a protein of 143 amino acids.